This is a messenger RNA of Cylicocyclus nassatus, 228 nucleotides long. The record is from the annotation of a GenBank genome assembly. Lineage: Eukaryota; Metazoa; Nematoda; Chromadorea; Rhabditida; Strongylidae.
AUGAAUACUGAAGAUCGUGAGUCAUUCAACGAAGAAAUGUCAUUUAUGGUUGAGGAGGUGAGACAAAGCAGAGCUGCCACUACCUUGAUGGAGCGAUUUUGCUUUCAAAGAUCUGAGAACGAGGAAAGACAGGCUGAUGCAAGUCAUUCGGAGAGCCGAGUCCGAAUUGUUCCCCUUUCCCCCGCAAUCAGUGAGGAGGAUUUGGUAAUUGCUGUCAACAACGAUUAA